Molecule: messenger RNA, 1334 nt
Organism: Rhodotorula graminis WP1
Lineage: Eukaryota; Fungi; Basidiomycota; Microbotryomycetes; Sporidiobolales; Sporidiobolaceae
Exons: 4
Coding region: 1-1188 (395 amino acids)
Source: RefSeq, a predicted model, not a curated record
AUGCGCCUCUCGCUCGCCCUCGUCGCCCUCCUCUCGCUCUCCUCGUCCGCCCUCGCCGAGACCGCGUCCUCCCUCCUCGCCAACGACGACGCGCUCGCGCUCGACAAGCGCACGUUCGGCCUCCUCGGAACCGGCCUCGGCGGCGGGUCCGGCCUCGGUGCGGGCGCAGGUGUCGGCGCGUCGACUGGCGGCACUGGGUGCGCCUGCGAGGACUCGUCCGCGGGCUCGUCGGGCUCGUCGUCGGGCACGGGCGCAGUCUCGUCGUCGUCGGGCUCGAAGGACGGGCACGGCUCGUCGGCGGCUGAGCACCACAAGGCGUCGAGCUCGUCGGGCGGUACUUCGUCCGGCAAGGGCGUCGACUCGGCGCACAAGGCGCACUCGUCGUCGUCGGUCCACAAGUCAUCCAGCUCGGCCAAACACGCGUCGACUGCUGCGUCCAAGCCCCACAAGUCCGGCACAAGCGGUUCGGGCGCCCACGGCUCGAGCAAGGGCGGCACGGCCGGCGCGACGGCGUCGGCGACGCACAAGGGCUCGUCCGGCGCGCACAAGUCGGCUUCGUCUUCCUCGACGACCAAGGCGACCCCGCACAAGUCGGGCGCAGCCGCUGCGAGCCACUCGGCCGUCAGCUCGUCGUCCUCGUCGUCGCACUCGUCGGGCGGCAAGGGCUCGGUCUCGACGUCCGGCUCCCUCAAGGGUCAGGCCGGCAUCGAGGCGUCGCUCAAGGCGUGCACGUCGACAGUUCGCUCGCUUGGCGCCGAGAUCGAGACGGCGCUCGCGUCGUGCGACACGAGGCGUGCGUCGGCGGUCGUCGCUGCCUGCGCCGACAUCUUUUUCGAGAUGCACGUCGCGAUCAAGGUCGCUGCUCAUGCCUGCGUGUCGAUCGCUGGGCAAGGCGGUCCUUCCCUCGAGGUCGGCGUCGUCGCCAAGCUCCUCGCCGGCCUGCUCAACGCCUUCUUCGCCGCCCUUGUCCCGCUUUACGCUCUCGUCGCGCACGCACCCGGUCUCGUCGUCCUCCUUGCGGUGCACCUCCUCCCGAUCAUCUUCACCCUCGCCUCGCUCUGCCACGUCCUCUUUGCGGUCUCGGGCGGCCUUCUCGCCGCCGUCGUGGCCCUCCUCGACGCCAAGUUCGUCGUCAUCCUCAAGACGAUGGGCUGCGGGUCACUCCUGAGCGUGCUCGGCCUGCUCUGAUGAGCGCCGGGGUAUCGAGCGGGCGCUGCCCGAGUUGGCGGCACCUGCGUCUUCUCCUCCUUUUCCCACCCUCUCAUUCCCCUCUUUGUCAGUGCAACACGGCGAUAGACUCUUUCUCAUGUGCAACGCAGCCCCGAUGCUCCCUC